AUGAAUUCUAAAGAUGAAAUUGAAAUGAGAGAGUUGAAUCCACCGAUUCUCUUUGUCUCGAUGCCCUCUCCGUCGGUUUCUCCGAGCUCUAGCUCCUCCUCCUCCAGCGAACUCCGCGGAAUCCGACUCUUCAGAGCCGCCUCCAGGAGGGUAGCGAGGAAGAAGCCGAAGUUCGAGGACGACUUUACCGACUACGGACCCUCCACUACCAGCUCCUCCGACGGCCAGAGUGACUCCGGAUCCGGAAAGACGUCUCCUGAUAAUGAUUCACGCUCUAAGAACACCGACUCCACUCUCCGGAAAGUCUUCAAAGCCUUGAAACUCUCGAGUCAAAAAUCUCCAGACCGCCGAAGCAGCGACGCCAAAAGUGAUAGCUCCUCUUCUUCGUCGUCCUCAAUCUCAAAGAAAAAGUCCACCAACGGCAACACCAAGAAGAUUCUCCGGCAACCCACCACCUACACUUACGUCAAGGGAACGUCUGGCCUUCCGAUCCCCAGACCUCGUUCCGCCAACAGUUCUCCUCCAGCCUGCGGUCAGUGUUAUGUCACUGGAUACUAA
Molecule: messenger RNA, 558 nt
Organism: Homalodisca vitripennis (glassy-winged sharpshooter)
Lineage: Eukaryota; Metazoa; Arthropoda; Insecta; Hemiptera; Cicadellidae
Product: putative protein TPRXL
Exons: 1
Coding region: 1-558 (185 amino acids)
Source: RefSeq, a predicted model, not a curated record